This is a messenger RNA of Pseudomassariella vexata, 1599 nucleotides long. RefSeq lists its product as uncharacterized. Lineage: Eukaryota; Fungi; Ascomycota; Sordariomycetes; Amphisphaeriales; Pseudomassariaceae. The record is from RefSeq and is a predicted model, not a curated record. The transcript is spliced from 4 exons. The coding region runs from base 1 to 1599 and encodes 532 amino acids.
AUGGAGCCUUUCAAUAUAACGGUUAUGACGGUCGAGGACGGUGCCUUGGUAUCAACCAGGAAAGGUAUCCGGGUUAAGAAAGAAAAACACGGCAAACUCGCCUUUAUUAACACUUCGACCAACAAUAUCUGCCCGCCCAGGACACCAAUUGCCAAGUCCAAGAUCACACAAUCUUCCGAUCUUAUCGUUAUGCCAAUAUCAGGUCCAAGACGGACAAGGCCCAAAUCGCCGCGUGCGAAAGCAAACAAGACCAAGGACAACAGUUCCGGACCAGAGAAGGAACCAGAGGUGGAUCGAAUCUCUCGCAUCAUCAAACAACUUGCCCUGCCCCCAAGAUUACUCCAACGACUCGAAACCCUACCCGCCUCGUCAAAAUACCAGGUACCCGCUCACCUCUCCCCAGUGGGCCAGCGACAUCUCCUCUGGUCCAUGGUCAUGUGUCCCGAGCUUAGCUACCCCCUGGACAAAUAUGGCAUCAUGACCCAUAAUCCCAUGUUGGCCUCGGAUCGGUCUGAGUGGAUGACGGCAUCUCAUUUCAUUCUGACCACGAAUUUACUCCUGGGAGCUGCGUUUGAAGCCCGUCGGGAGGGGAAAAGAGAGUCGAGGGCGUUGAGGGAGUUGCAUGCCAAGACGUAUCGGUAUGUUAGCCAUCAGCUGAAGGAGCCGGGGGAAAGGAGCGAUAUUGAGUAUGGUUUUCUGGUCAUGUCUGUGGCUGGCUUGGCAUUUACAGCAAGCCUAGUCGGCAACGAUGCUCAGUGGAAGAUCCACGCCAAAGGCAUGCAGGUUCUUAUCAGUGCUAGCGGAGGAUUGGGCAAGCUGGAUCCCAUCACACUCAACUGCGUGCGUGGUGUCGACAUUGAUUGCGCAAUUCCGGCAGGGGCACAGCCGCAUAUUCCCUUCUUCAGGAGGCAUUACCCUUUCACCCACGUGCUACCUGCCGCUGAAAUCGACGCGAUGUUUUCGCGGCUCAGGACCCGACUUUCUGUUUGUAGCGUUGAUCCAAACGUCAUUGAAACUCUGAUCUCGGUCUUCACCCUUAAGCAGAGUACCUACUACGCACGUACAGCAACUCCCGCCAUCAAAUUCGGCCCCGAGGAGUUGAUGGAAGAAAUCUGGUUCUUGAAGUUUCAACUCCAGUCAUCCCCCAAACCACUGUUUAAGCAACCAAAAGACCAAAGCACGUCAGUUACAGAAUCACUGGAGUCGGCGUUACGCAUUGCAGCGCUGAUGUACUUCGACAAAAGACUCCUAGACUCUCCGAUUGGUUGGAGAUAUUACUCAAAGCUGCUUUAUCUAAUUGUCAAGCCUAUGGAAACACUUCUGGAUGCGGUCCACGCAGGAAAUAUGCGUAGGUUGCCCAUAGACCAGGUCAUUGCGUCUGCGCGGCCGUUUCUGCUGUGGAUUUGCAUGUUGGGACAUCUAUUUUCGGUACGGACUGGUGUGUAUCCUUCUGGGGCGAGCUACCGGGAUUUUGGAAGUUCUAUUUAUCGUCGGAUGGUAAGGAAGUUGGUGGGGACCCAGCUGGAGAGUGCUGAUGCGGGGGAUUUAGCGUUGGCGGCAAUGACUGCCGACACAUGUCCCGGUGGCAAGGCGCGGUAA